This is a messenger RNA of Carassius carassius (crucian carp), 1892 nucleotides long. RefSeq names its product collagen alpha-1(XXVI) chain-like. Gene Ontology annotation, molecular function: protein binding. NCBI's taxonomy places the organism in Eukaryota, Metazoa, Chordata, Actinopteri, Cypriniformes, Cyprinidae. The record is from RefSeq and is a predicted model, not a curated record. The transcript is spliced from 14 exons. Bases 214 to 1497 code for a protein of 427 amino acids.
UUGGCAAUGCUGACUAUGAUCUAGUAGGUACUAGAUAGUCAGUCAGAUAGGUUAUGAGACACAGCCAGUGUUUUACUCCAGAAGAGGGGAUUGUAUUUUAUUCUAGUCAGUGGCUGUCUCUCCUCACCCGUCAGGUCUAUCAGUAACUCGUCUGAACGGGGAAACUUCAGAUAAAGCACAGGGAAUAAGGGAAGAGCUGUUAGACGUCGGACCAUGCGGGCGGCAUUUUGGACGCUUCUUUGUAUUUUCAUGUUUUCCUUUCGUGCUUUUAAAGCUUUCGCAGCUAUUUAUCAGGUUCCAGUGAGACUGCAGCGCACAGUGUCGGAACACAACACUGGAGCAAACAAACUCAACAGGAACUGGUGUCAGUACACUGUACAGAAGACCGUUUCAUGCCAGACUCAAAAUGGGACAGAGACUGUCGUGCAGCGGCUGUUUCAGAGUUGCCGAUGGCCUGGACCAUGUUCAAACCUCAUCAGCUACAGAUCUCUGGUGAGACCCGUGUACAGAGUGACCUACAGGAAAAUCACAUCUCUGGAAUGGCGAUGUUGUCCAGGAUUCCAUGGAGAAGACUGCAGAGAGGAAUGCAUGAACUGUACUGGGUAUGCUGACAUCAAAGAGCGCUUGAGUGUCAUUGAAGCUCAGAUAAUGUUACUCCGAGAUCCUGAGGCCCCUCUUCUUCCUCUGUUCACCCAAUCACCUCAGAGAACAGCUGAUAAUGAGGUAGACAGGGCACACCCCUCGCCAAUAACACCCAAUGCAAUUGGCCGGCCAGGACCAAGAGGGCAACCAGGACCAGCUGGGCCACCAGGUUCCCCUGGACCUCCCGGACCUUUAGGAAAGAUAGGGUUUUCUGGAAAACCUGGUCCUGUAGGACCUAGAGGAGCUCAAGGGCUGCAAGGACCACAAGGUGAAAGAGGCCUUCCUGGGCCACCUGGGCCCCCAGGGCACUUCUCCAUCAGGGGAGAUGUUUUCACUCUAAUGGCUAAAAAACAUGCCCAGUAUGAAGAUAGUGACUUUGCUGCCUAUCGUGACCUGCAGGCUUUUCUUGGUCCCCCUGGGCCCUCCGGCCCUCCUGGUCCUCCAGGACCUGCUGGACCACCUGGACACCCAGGUGUUCCAGGGAAAAAUGCUGCCUUAAGCAUUGCAGGCACACCAGGUGACAGGGGACCCAAAGGAGAUCCAGGAGAAAGAGGUCCAUCUGGGAUAACAGGAAAGCAAGGGCAGCCUGGUGUUCCGGGUCCAAAAGGAGAACCUGGCGAGACUCCAGGAGAGGUGCAGCAGCUGAGGGAAGCUCUGAAGAUUCUGGCCGAGAGGGUUCUCAUUCUAGAGCACAUGAUCGGCAUUCAUGAUACUCUGUUGGACUCCGGUUCUGGAAAAGAUCUCCUGGCGGACUUCAUGCUAACAGGCAGUGCUAAAAAUGUUGUCGCUGCCAGACCCUCAUCUCCUCUUACCUCAGACAGAGAGUCGCCGGACUCUGUUGGGUAUGAAGAGUAAAUAACAAACACUUGUGACCACAAGGCCUUUAUCUCCUGUCUGUGGCUUUGAAGGACAGCUCCAUAUUUGUUUAUGAGUAUGAUAAGAGUGGCACUGAUUUUUUUCUAUUUUAUUUACUUGAUGUAUUUUGUUUAAUUGUAAUAUUCUUCUUUUUUUACAUUUUGAAAUCACUGUAUUUACCUGUUGAAAAUGUGUUUUCUUUGCCAUUCAUGACCCGUUUUACUUCCGUUUACUUAAGGGCAGGCCUUUAUUUUAGUCAUUAGGAAAUAAUUGGAUGGUGAAAAGUGGGCACUACUUACCAGAAUGAAGUCGGCACGAAUGUGAGUUUGCUAUUUUGUUAUUGAUUAGAAGUGUUCAGUACCCUGUGUUGCAUAAGUAAUGUCAGCAAAAAAAAA